ACUGCGCCCCGUUGUUUGGCAGGCAGUGGACGCGCCGCUGUAUGUUGUGUGCGGCGCUGUGUUUAUAUUGUUUGUGGCGUGUUUGUUGCGUGCGCUGAGCGUUUAUGUGUUUCCGUGUGGUGGACGGGUGUUUGCGGCAACCAGAGUGGUGGCACAGCAGGGUGCUCCGCAGUAUGGACAGUAUGAACCACGUUUACUGCAAUUCCGCCACCGCCACCGUGGCCGCCGCCGUAACAGUGACAUCAUCACCGAUGACCGCGACCACGACCACCGUCGUCGCUUCGCCGGGCGUUACGAUGCCAACGGCAACCGUGAUCGAGUCGGCUGCGUCGUGUGCGUCGUCAACAACCACCGGCGGAUCGCCGCCGGUGAUGUUCGACGAGGACGCCCUGCCCGAACUGCCUCCGAUUGAUGACGACGACGAGCCGGAGGAAGAAGAAGAAGAAGAUCAGGACAUGGAGGAUGGCGAGGACGACGACGACAUGCCCGAUGACGACGAUCCGGACGAGGAUCCAUCCGAUGGGGACGACUUUUCGGCCAAUGCUUCGUUGAGUGCGCUCAACGAGGUGAAGCAGAUGCAAUCGAUCCUGCUGCUCCACUUGGACCUCAUCCAGGAACAGGGCGAUCAGAUUCUAACCAAAGACAAGGUGAUCAUCAAGCUGAAGGACGAGAACGAACUGUUGCGCCACCAGCUGGAGCAGGCGAACAAGCGCCUUACGAUGGCCCUGCUGCAACUGCAGCAACUGGGACAACCGGUACCACACGAGCUGCAACAACAGCUUCAAAAACCACCGAAAGCGGAAGGAACGGUAUCGCCGCUUACGAUUCGCAGCCAGAUGGAGAACGGUCGGUUGAAGGCGGUCGUCCUGAAGAACUCAUCAACCGCCGGCUCGUCCCAGUCGCCACCCUCCUCGUCAUCCGUUUCGUCCACCGUGCUGGAUACCGCCCUGCAGCCCGCGCAUUCGUCUUCGCCGCUCCGCAACUCGGAGGUCAGCAGCACGGUGUCGCUAAUCAAGGAGGAACCGGUGGAAGUAUUGUCCCCCUCGAUGGCUGACGGUGAACCAUCGAUGGCCGCAUACUACGCGGACGUCGAAAUUAAAGCCGAAAACAACGAGGUCGAUGGAGAAAUCUUUCUCAACUACUCCAAAUCGGACGACGAUGAAUCGGCUUCGCCACCGUCGAGUUUCGGUGAGGAUGAGCGCGAAGACGAGGACCCGGAGUCACUGACCGAAGGGGACGCGCGGGUUCCGGUGGUCGACCAAGGAUGCUACGCAUCGAACGAUGGCGACAGUCCGAUGCAGUACACAAGUGACGAUCUGUCCAACGAAGUGUGUUUGCCGGGUGGUGGGGAAGACUCCGAAUCGGUCUUCGUUCCGAUGAUAAAGAUGGAGUGCACCGAUGAGCCACAACUCUUGGGAGGGUACGAUCACGAAGCCGAACGAAACGCACAGGAUAGCAGCGACGUUGAGCAGGACGAACCACUGGUAGAAAGUUCCGCCAAAGUGGAGGAAGGGCCACCGGCUGAUAACAAGCACUCGAUACGGCUGGUAACGAUGAUGGCUGGGGAUCAAAACCCAACGACGACAACGACGGAAUCGGAGCGUUUGACAGGCCAUGAGCAACCGAAAGAAGAAAGCAACGAACCGAGCGCCGCUAGCAGCAGUAAUAACAACAGUAAUCACAGUAACUCUAACAGCAUUCACUACAACCCGCACUGUGGCUCUUCCGGUGGGAACUCAUCAGAUGGCAGUUUGGUGAAGCAGCAGGGAUCACGGUGUGGCAAAUCGGGGAUCGGUACCAAUGCGACAGCUUACAUGGUCACCCGGAAGCAGUAUAUCAGCUGCAACUGGAAGGACGAUGCGAUCGCCAGCGAGCUCGAGCGGCUCCUGUCGAACGGGGCGGCCGAGCUUGAGAUACCGUCGUGGAGUGUAAUCGAGGAGAGCGAAUCGUCCGUUCCAGGGAGCCCGAGCUCGGACGAUGUGCCACUCGCCGAAGAGAUCCGGUCACGGGAAAACAUCACCGACGAAGCGUACCUAAAGCGCCACACAAAGCUGGAGAUCGACGAACGGCGCCGCAAGAAGUGGGACGUACAGCGGAUACGCGAGCAGAAGCACAUCGAGCGGCUAAAGAAGCGCCAGCUGAAGGAGCUACCGGCCGAGCAGGACGCACCGAAAGCGAUCAGCACGUUUUAUCCGACGGUUGAAACGCUCAAGCACGUCGUCGUUACGGACGAUGUUCCGGUUCAAGCGUUCGGUGAGCUCAUCCCUCUGCUGCCCGCAUCAGGCUUCAGCCUUCCGUGGCACCAAGUGAAGUCGAACGGAGGCGCCGGAGGGUCCGGUGGUGGGCCAUCGUCGUGUUCGUCCUCACUCGCUCCAUCACUGCUAUCGUUGUCCUCUUGUUUUGCAAAUCCCUCCACCAGCAGCAGCUUACUACCUGCACUGUCCUCGUCGGAUGUGCACCAUCGGAGCGAGCAUCGUCAGCAUCAUCCCUACUUGCAGCCGGUACCACCACCACCACCGCCGCCGUCGUCGGGUCCAAGCAUACCACAUAGUAGUGGGUUCGGAUCGGCGGCCAGCUUCGAAUCGAAAACCAAAUUCCUGCACCGACUGGCACCGAGUUUGCUGGCACAAAAGCAGCGCUUCACGAAGCGCAUGAAAAAGGAAGUUUAAAGCUGCUUGCGCUGUAGCAGCUGAAGGGCACCGCACUGUUACAACAAUGGCUUCUUUCCGGCGUUCCGGGCGCUGGAAAGUGUGAUUUCUGUUCUGUUGGUAGAUUAGAAUUAGACACUGUAUGUUCGUUUGUGUGCGUGUGCAGCUGCGGUAUGUAUGUCACUUGUCACGCACUGCACCGCGCUUUUGUGGCCUGUGAUCUUCCCAUAAAAGAAGUG
Anopheles cruzii is the source of this 2887-nucleotide messenger RNA. RefSeq lists its product as uncharacterized. NCBI's taxonomy places the organism in Eukaryota, Metazoa, Arthropoda, Insecta, Diptera, Culicidae. The coding region runs from base 105 to 2669 and encodes 854 amino acids. The record is from RefSeq and is a predicted model, not a curated record. Gene Ontology annotation, cellular component: MSL complex. The transcript has 2 exons.